Komagataella phaffii GS115 is the source of this 567-nucleotide messenger RNA. RefSeq lists its product as uncharacterized. The transcript has a single exon. NCBI's taxonomy places the organism in Eukaryota, Fungi, Ascomycota, Pichiomycetes, Pichiales, Pichiaceae. The record is from RefSeq and is a predicted model, not a curated record. Gene Ontology annotation, molecular function: peptide-methionine (S)-S-oxide reductase activity. Bases 1 to 567 code for a protein of 188 amino acids.
AUGCCUGUCGUUAGCUCCCUCAUUUCGUCCAACAUCAAGAAGUCACCUCAGGACAAAGUAGUUACUGUCGCUGGAGGGUGUUUCUGGGGAUUGGAGUACAUUUACAAAAUGCAUUUUAAGGACAGAAUCGUUGACACGCAAGUAGGCUUUGCCAACGGAAAUCUGGCCAAUCCAACUUACAAGGAGGUUUGUCAGGGUCUGACUUACCACGCUGAGGUAUUGCAGAUCGCCUACAAUCCAGAAGUUAUUUCAUACAAGGAGCUGAUUGACUUUUUUUUCCUAGUUCACGAUCCAACGCAAGAUGACGGCCAAGGACCUGACAUUGGUACUCAAUACAGAUCUGCUGUUUUCUACCUGGAUGAAGAGGAGAAAGAGAUUGCAGAGCAAUCUUUGGCGGAAACACAGAAGAAGUGGUUCCCUCAUCACGAGAUCGUCACUCAAGUUGAAAAAUUGACUAGCUACUGGGAUGCUGAAGAUUACCACCAAGAAUACCUCAUCAAGAAUGCUGAUGGUUACCACUGCCCCACUCAUGUUCUCAGAACGGAACCCAAGGCCAUCUCUGUUUAA